Molecule: messenger RNA, 2472 nt
Organism: Periophthalmus magnuspinnatus
Lineage: Eukaryota; Metazoa; Chordata; Actinopteri; Gobiiformes; Gobiidae
Gene: cd4-1
Product: CD4-1 molecule
Exons: 10
Coding region: 66-1433 (455 amino acids)
Biological process (GO): interleukin-15-mediated signaling pathway; T cell activation; positive regulation of ERK1 and ERK2 cascade
Cellular component (GO): membrane raft; external side of plasma membrane
Molecular function (GO): MHC class II protein binding; protein tyrosine kinase binding
Source: RefSeq, a predicted model, not a curated record
UCCAGUCCUCACCUGAGACGCAGAGACAUCAGAGACGCAGAGACGCAGAGACGCCCGAGGUGAAGAUGAGCGGCGCUGGAGUGUUCCUCGUGCUUUUCUUCGUUGGCGUUUGUGCCGCAGCUCCUGAGAAGCUCGUCUACGCUCAGCUGGGACGUGAUGUUGAACUGCGCUCGCCGUUUGGAACAGACAAGUACGUGACCUGGUACAUCGGGGGGGCAGACGUCGCCUGGUCCAACCCGUCUGGAGGGAGAAAGAUAUUAGAAACAGAAUGGCGCCCUCGUCUGGAGUUGUCGUCCAACGGGCUCGUCAUAAAGAACGUGACCCGCGGGGAGUUUGGCGCCUUCAGCUGCGUCGCCAGAGACAAGAAAAUAGAAACGGGACGACAGCUUUUCAAACUGGUUCAAGUCGAAGUGGUGGUGGACCCUCCGGUGCUCGUCUCUGGACAGUGGUUGUCUCUGAGCUGCAGUGUCCCAGACCCUGGCCACGCCCCUCGUGUCCACUGGGUCGGUCCAAAGGGACAGACGCCUGAGACGAGCGGAGGCGGAGCCAGAGUCAGGACGACGGCGGAUCACAGCGGAGACUGGACCUACGUCCUGACGGACCAGAACGAACGGACGACAGGAACCGUCAACGUCAGGGUCAUAGACCUCCUUCCUCUUGCUCCUGUUCAGACCGUCUUCACCUCCUCCUCGUCUCCGCUCCUCGUCCCGUGCUCCCUCGCUCCCGGCGCCUCCUGGACAGACGUCAGGUCCAGGGGCGUGGUCGAGGUCGGCUGGAACUUCUGCCCAAACGUCUGGUGCGAUAAACCCAGACUCCUCACGCUGUCUCUGGAGUCUAAACCGACCUGGACGACGGCGGCGAAAGGCAGAGCUCGGCCCAAACACGACCCCGGCAACGGCGACCUGUCCCUGGGCAGAAACGUGGGACGAGACGGGGACGCCGGCGCCUACGAGUGCUUCAUCAGGUUUAAAGACGGAGAGAUCCUGAAUAGGACUGUGCGCGUGGAGGUGCUGCGAAUCGUCGCUUCACCCGGGACAAGGCUAAACGAAGGCGACCCGCUGAACCUGACCUGCACAACGGGCCGUCCGCCGCGGCCCGACCUUCAGAUCAAAUGGCUCCCUCCCUCGUCCCUCUCCGCCCUCCGCCCGCCCCCCCACAUCUCCAUCCCGUCGGCGGGCGGGGCGGAGAACGGGACGUGGACAUGUGAGCUGUGGAGAGGAGAGGAGCUGCUGACGUCGACUCGGGUGGAGCUGAGAAUUGAGUCAAAGUUCAGCGUGUGGAUGCUCGUGACCCUGUGUGCGCUGGCGGCCAUUUUGAUUCUUCUUGUCGUUCUCAUCAUCAUCAUCCAGAGACGCAGACAGAGAAGAUCAAGACGACACAUGCGACUGUGCCAGUGUAAAAACCCCAAACCAAAAGGAUUUUACAGAUCGUGACCUACGCGCCGUAAAGACGACAUCAGAGCCAGUCCAUUUCAGACCAAAUUAUCUGUUAAAUUAUGUUUGGGACUUUUUCAGAAGCGAGAACAAGAGAUAUAUAUAAAAUAAAAUAAAAUACAGAGCCACGAUCGCUGCAUCACACUGGGCCUGGUUUGGACCUGAUUUUAUCCUGAUUUAUUGUAGGUUUAGUCCCAGUUUAGUCUUGGUUUAGUCCCAGUUUAGCCCCAGUUUAGUCCCAGUUUAGUCUUGGUUUAGUCCCAGUUUAGUCCCAGUUUAGCCCCAGUUUAGCCCCAGUUUAGCCCCAGUUUAGUCCCAGUUUAGUCCCAGUUCAGCUGUGUUCUGUGUACAGAUGUGAACACAUCCAGGCGAGUGAUGAUUUAGUUUGUUUAUAACGACAUAUAUUUUCUGAAUGUUCUGUUUUUAUUUGAUACGUCGCCUUUUUGUUUUUAUGUAAAUAUUGUUCAUAUUCAUUUUUAUUUCAUUUUUAUCUCAGUUUAAAAGCAGCGUUUGAAUUCUGCUUUUGUACAAGUUUAAUUUUCAGUUUAAGGCCUGUGUCUGCAGUUACAUUCACUCUCAAAAUCCAAUUAAUACCAGAUUUUUUUUUUUUUUUUUUUUUUUUUUUAUUAUUUAAACUACACGUAAAAAACAAAAACAUCUCAUUUAUUUCUGAUCGUGGUCUCUCUCGAUUCUGCAGUUUACGUGUCAUUUAGCUCAUCUUAAACGUCCAGAAAUCAGACUAUAAUCAGAUUUUGGUGCGUCGGGGCUAGGGGGGCUUUGUUGUUUUGGAUCUUAAAAUAAAAACUUGACACUUUAUUUACCGGCGAUGCAAAUCAUUCCAAACAUCAUCAGAGGAGUCGACAGAGGGGGACACAGGUCUGCUGUCCUGGGCCCCACAAUUGGAUUAAUUCACAUUAGAGGGGGCCCAUUUCAGAUUUUUCACCCCAGGCCCCCAAAUAUUCUGUUGACGGCCCUGGUACUUUUUAUUUUUGUCAUAGCUGUUCAUAUUAUUUUGUUUUUAUUGAUGUAUAUUUCAAGG